Molecule: messenger RNA, 1373 nt
Organism: Neurospora tetraspora
Lineage: Eukaryota; Fungi; Ascomycota; Sordariomycetes; Sordariales; Sordariaceae
Product: HotDog domain-containing protein
Exons: 1
Coding region: 185-1213 (342 amino acids)
Source: RefSeq, a predicted model, not a curated record
ACUGAAAGGGCUAGAACACUCUGAACCCGGAACCCUGGGACAAGCACCCUGAAACCCCGUGGCCGACAUCGUGCCCCUGGAUCGUCUCCGUGGUGCCCUGACUCCGCGUCUCCUCCGUCGUCAUCCCGUCUCCCGCAUCACAGAAGCGGAAAGGUGAUCAGUAACCGUUUCAUAGAAAGAAAGCAUGGCUUCCAGGAUACGGUACAACCCUCAGCAGCAGCGCCGGGUUUUGGCCGUGACACUGGCGCAAGCCUCAACAGCCACUCCCCGCGCUUCUCUGAUCGGUUCCAGGGCCCUGGUUUCACAAAUAUCAUCAUGCAAGACUCUUCCAACAACUUGCUCACCAGUAACACGCCAACUCCGGCUCCUUUCGACUUCGCAAUCAUGGCGCCAAAUCGAGCCGCCUCAGCCACAACCCCUUUAUCCACAGGCUCCCAAUCCACCACAGGCUGAGCCCGCCCCUCAGCCCAAGAAGCGUAGUCGCGUAUGGAAGAUUGUCGGCUAUGGGUCUCUCCUCCUCUUCGGUGCCGUCUUCGGCCUCGGCUUCAGAGCGCUCGUCUCUCCCCCGCCACCUCUGGAGCCGGGCUCCGAGUUGGACCUCAUGGAGACCAAGCUCAUCCACCGGCAAGCGGGAACUCUGAAGAUUGUCCAGGAGCUCAGCGCCGACCCGGCCUGGGAGUCCUGGGACGCGUACGAGACGCUCAGCCCGGAGCACCGGGCGCAGCACAUCUCGGCCGGCGCCAUGGGCGGCUCCAAGGGCAUCGGCGGCUACCACCGCGUCUUCUACAACAAGGACACGGGCGAGUGCGUUAGCGUCAUCUUCUUUGGCCCCGCCACUACGGGCUGGCCCGGUGUCGUGCACGGCGGCUGUCUGGCCACCCUCCUGGACGAGAGCUGCGGUCGCGCCGCGUUCAAGAAGUGGGGAGGCCGGUCCGGACUGACGGCCAACUUGAAGCUGAAUUACGUGUCGACUACGAAUGCUACCAAGUUCUACGUCAUUCGUGUCAAGCCAAGGAGCGAUGAGGAGCUGCCGGAGGAGGAGCGCGGCAAGAGUCACUACAAGAUCUUCCUGGAUGCGUCGGUACAUGAUGCGAAGACGGGCAAGGCGACCGUUGUUGCGGAGGCUUUGUUUGUGGGUGGAAAGGGGAAGAGUGGAAAGGGAGGGUUGACGGUUAGCGGGUUGGCUGAUCAGGGUGAGAAUGCUCGCUUUUAAGUGCUCCGGAGGCUGGAGAUGUUGAACAUAUUGCAUAGAUAGUCAUUUGUCUGCAAGCGUGCUCUUGCCUUGGUUGCGUUUGUACUUCAUUAGACAUCAUUGUAGCGGGCAUAUAGACUGCUAGACUUUACAGAGAGAGGUGUUGUAUACAAAUGCCUGA